CUUAACUCUCUCUCUGUUUAUUUAUUGCAAUUCCUCUCAAGCUACUCUGAUCCAGUUCCUAGAGAUGUCUACUAUCUAAAUAUCCCAGUAUUCCAUUGAUCUAUCACCAUAAAGCACUUGUAAACACAAACAUACUCACUGAAAACAAGGACAACCACAAGGACAACCACAACCACAACCACAUUUACCAUCCUAUUCGAGACAAUCAAAAUUCAUCAAGCAAUAAAAUCCGUAAUUAAUACCCACCAAUCCAUCAAAAUUAUCACCGACAAUGAAAUUUGCGCAGAAUCUAAACGAUAAUUUGAUUCCAGAAUGGAGGGACAAAUAUUUAAAUUAUAAAGAAGGUAAAAAAAUAUUGAAAAGGAUCCCCAAACCUUCAUCUGCUCUUAAUUCAAACUUCAACUCUUUUGCCUACACAAAUACCCCUUAUCUGACUUCUAAAUCAGUUCCAAACAAUACCCACCAACGAAGAUUUUCAAACUCUUCUUUCUCCUUCAAACUACCCCCACCUGCUAUUAGCUACAACAACGGCAACAGCAACAGUACCAACGUCAAGAAACCCACUGCCAACAAUGAAUACCAAAGCCAAAAUGAAAGAACUCCUCUCAUGGAAGCGAUGUCCAAGACCAAAAGCCCCGAAUUUCUUUCACAGCAACCUUCCCUCCAUCCCGACGACCCCAAAUUCGGCUCUUAUAAUUCCUACAACUCCUACGGCAACACCUAUUCCACUUACAACACCAUCAACUCCAACAAAAUGGAUUUCCUUAAAUGGUUGGACCUCCAGUUGCUCAAGGUCGACACCUUCUACAAGGAAAAGGAAAAGAACUGCCUCGAUCGAUAUCUCUUGUUACAAGACCAAAUGUACCAGCUCAACGACCACAAGAUCAAGCUCAUCAAACGAAACCGAUCUAGAACCUCCCUUAGGCUCGCUGACUUGGAAACCAAGAAUCCCAAUCCUCCCAACACGCCUAUUUCUUCCUUAAAUAGCAACUCUGCUCAAGACACAAAGCAUAUUAAUACCACUUCCAAAACGAUUGAGAAAUUUGAAAUGCCAACUUUGCCAAGAAGGAUUUUCUUAAACAGUUCCCUGAAAAACGAAAAACCCACCGACUCUGAGUUUGAGUCGGAUUUCAACUACGACUACGAUUCCGACGACAGCUUCAACGCCAACCAUUCCACCUCUGAGUCCAACACCAAUGGCCCUUCCAAUGCUCUCUGCAAUAGCAAUUCCAGUCCCCAUCUACUAGUUUCCAACACCAAAAAUGCUAAAACCCAAGAUGAUCCUGCCUUCAAUAAGAGAGAUUACAGAAGAAAAAAUCCUCAGGUUAUUGAUUAUAAAAAGAUUCCCUAUCCCUUGGCUAGAAGACAACUAAAAUUGGCCGUAUUGGAAUUCUAUCACUUUACUGAUUUGGUCAAAAACUACAGAUCCCUUAAUAGAGUCGCCUUCAGAAAAAUGAUAAAAAAAUUCGAUAAACUAACAAACUCAAAAUUAUUACCCAUCUACAUGAAUAAAGUCAACAAUUGCUACUUCUCUUCAAGUGAUGUCUUGGACAACCUAAUCCCCAAAAUCGAAGACAUGUAUUCAAACAACUUUGAAAACGGUAAUCGAAAGUUGGCCAUUGAAAAAUUACGUAGAAAAGAAAUUCCUCAAACAUACUAUUUCUCGGUUUUCAGUUCAGGCAUGUUUCUCGGUAUUGCCUUGCCUAUUCUUAUCAUAUCCAUUGUUCUUGGUGCAAUGAAAAUUUCCAAUAAUGAGUUGCCGGAGGGCGCGACAUUGUUCCAAAUUUGGGGUGGUUUCUUGAUUCCUUGCAUCAUGUAUCUAUCCUUUGGUGUCAACUGUUUGGUUUGGAAUUAUUACAAAAUCAAUUAUCAGUUUAUUUUCGAAUUUAACACGUUUAAUUGCCUAGAUUAUAAACAAUUUUUUUUGCUCCCUUCCUUAUUUCUAUUUGUUGGGUCUCUAAUUACUUACUUAUCCUUUUCAAACUUUGAUUAUCCCAACUCUAUUCUACCUGGGAGAUACUUGCCUUGGUUCUUUGUGGGCUUUGUCUUGUGUGUCUUUUUAAUGCCCUUCAAAAUAUUCUACUACCAUUCAAGAAGAUGGUUCCAAAUUGCAAUUUGGAGAUUACUAUUGUCCGGCUUUUAUCCCGUUGAAUUUAGAGAUUUCUUUUUAGGGGAUAUUUUUUGUUCGUUAACUUAUGCCUUGAGUAAUAUCGCUUUCACCAUCUGCAUUUAUUCAACAAAAUUUGAAGGGAUUUUAGAUGGUUGUCAAUCAUGUUCUCCUUGCUCUUCAUCAAAAUCAAGAAUCAUGGGUUUUUUACAAACCUUGCCUGGCUUAUGGAGAUUCUUGCAAUGCUACAGAAGAUACGCUGACACUGGUGAUAAGUUUCCACAUUUGGCUAACAUGUUGAAAUAUUUUGUUGCAACCAUCUAUUACAUGACACUAUCAAUUUACAGAAUCGACAGAUCUCCAACAAAUAGAACCAUUUUUAUCUUUUUUGCAAUCAUUAACUCCACUUAUUCGGGUAUCUGGGAUAUCUUUAUGGAUUGGUCUUUAGGUCAAUAUGGCUCAAAAAAUUUCUUAUUAAGAGAUAGCUUGGCCUUUAAGAAUCCUUGGAUCUACUAUUUUGCUAUCGUUGAAGACAUAAUCUUAAGAUUCCAAUGGGUCUUUUAUGCCUUUUUCACUGAAGCAAUUCGCUUUAGCCCCAUAACCAGUUUUUUUGUUGCAUUUGCCGAAGUAAUAAGAAGAUUUAUCUGGAUUUUUUUCAGAAUGGAAAAUGAACAUUGCACCAACGUUGCUUUAUUAAAGGCUUCAAGAGAAAUUCCCUUGCCUUAUUCAGUUAUUAGAAGGGUUACAAUUAGAAAACCAAAAUCGGCUCUUAUCAACCCAAAUAAAAUUAAUGUCAUUAUGGAAGAAAAUGAAACUGAAGUCACUCAACCGGUUCCUCCCCAAAAUUUUACAGGUGGUGCUCCUUCUAUUGCUGGUUCAUUAGCUUCAAAAGCACGUAUUAUUAGAACUCUUAGUAGAGUUAUUACUAAUGCACACGCUAAAGAUUUCCAAAGAAGAGUCCCUUCAGACCAAGUUCCAGCUGGAGCUGAAAACACCGAUGUAUAUGAUGAUGAAGACCAAUUAAGCUACAAUAGUGAGAUCGAGGAGGACGAAAUAUCUGAUAAUGAAUUACCUCCUGAAUCAAGAGCCCAGGUAGCUAGAGAAAAUGCUAAUGAGAUACAUAAAAUUCAAACUAGAAAUGAUAAUCAAAACUGA
Messenger RNA from Ascoidea rubescens DSM 1968, 3262 nucleotides. It is a transcript of the gene SYG1, whose product is annotated as Syg1p. The transcript is spliced from 6 exons. Gene Ontology annotation, cellular component: plasma membrane; Golgi apparatus; cytoplasm. The coding region runs from base 272 to 3262 and encodes 996 amino acids. Gene Ontology annotation, molecular function: inositol hexakisphosphate binding. The record is from RefSeq and is a predicted model, not a curated record. NCBI's taxonomy places the organism in Eukaryota, Fungi, Ascomycota, Saccharomycetes, Ascoideales, Ascoideaceae. Gene Ontology annotation, biological process: cellular response to phosphate starvation; phosphate ion transport.